AUGGCCAGAGGACAGCCUCGAUCGACACCGCCGCAAACCAACCCACCGCCCGCCGAUGUCGACAUGACGGACGUUCCGAACCCCGCUAGCCAGGGUGAGGAUGUCCGCCCGGUAGACCGUACACCGACCAGUAACCCCUCGUCGAAUUUGCCGCUGCUUUACGAUCUCGACGCCCUGGCCCAAAUCCCGCAGGGAGAUUUCACCAAGGACGUUCCGCCCGCGCCCAUAGGGGAGUUCACGAAACCACGCAAAACGUCGACGCCGACGGAUGCAGGGGAGGCCGGGCCGUCGCAUGUGCCGGACGGAUCGGGCGACCAGGAUGAGGAAGAUUAUUCAUCGGCGAGCGACGAGGACGACGAAGACGACCCGCGGCCCCGACGAGGCACUGGUCCGCGCACGUUGGAAGAAAAACUCAGGGGGGAACGUGCGUUCAUAGAGGAAUUUCUGGACGAGGACGAGCUUGAGGAUCUGCUGCACACGUCGGUCCCUCGAGAAAUGUGGAAGGCGGCCGACUUCGUAGAGGAAGAUAUGGUGUACGCGUACGUCGACGUGCUAGUGAUGGAGGCAAUGCGCCACCUGAAAACCAUAGAGGCCAAGAGCACGCUCAAGUCCUACACCUCAUGGAUAUACGACUACAAAAGGUGGGCGGCGAAGAUGCUUAAAAAAAUAGGCGACAAACUGCCGACAGCAGAACAAACGAGGCAUGUCGACGAGAUAGGGCACUGGACACACAACAACAAGAGCAAGGAUUGGGACAACGAGAAGGUGGUCAAGCGGAAGCACAUAUGGCUGCACGGCCCUCGGGUCACUAGUACGCGGCUGCGCGCCUACAUCAAGUUCAUGAGGCGGGAGUACAAGAUCGACGCCGAAACGAACGCGCCAGUGCAAGCCUACACGGUGCACAUGAUCCUCGGCCGCAUCAAGGCCUGCCAGAUGGCGGCGAGGGUGGAGGCGACGCUUUACAAGGAGAGGGAGUUGGGCAUCAUGCGGGAAAUCUCGGUGGUCCGGUCGGAGGUGCUCACGCUGCUCUCCCACCACAGCCUCAUGUGCGGUGCAAGCAUCCGCGAGAUAACGCUCCCCGACAUCUUCCUGUACCGAGUGGCGAGCACCUCGUCGGUGAACCUGGAUAACCAGCCGGUCGUCAUGGUGGUCGCCGCGCGUAACUCGAAGACGUCGAAGGAUGCGCGCCUUCAACAGAGCUACGCGGCGAGGCACCUCGAAGCGGAGUUGUGCGCCGUCGGCGAGACCGGGCUGUGGUUACACUUCGUCCUCGACCAGAUCGGCCAGUUUCAUGGCGUCGACCUCAUUCCGCCGGUCGACACCAGCACACGCAAGCUCUGGUACAAGAAGCACCUGUUCUUCGCCCGCAACGACCCCGAGCAGGGCGAACUCUCAGCUCCCAGCCACCAGCGAUGGACGAGGCAGAUGUGGAAGACGAACGGGGUGUUCUGCAAGCGGAACGUCCAUGCCACUCGGGCAGGUGGGGCGCAGGAGCUGGCCGUCCACGGUACACCUCGCACCGAGAUAGCCGAGCUGGGUCACUGGGCUCUCGACAAGAUGACUCGAGCCUACAUCACAUCCAUUCCCGUCGACGUGGUGAUGAAGAAGGCUGGCUAUUCGGGAUUCACGCAGGACUACUUCUUGGGCCGCAGCAGGGUGGAACCGGGAGACGAACUCCUCGCUCUCAUCGCCGAGCACAUCUUCCCCGGCGUCGACGACCUCCUCAAGAAGGCAGAAGAACUCGCGAAGAAGGGGUCCAACGCCGACAUUGCGGCCGUGCAUUUCUGGCGCACCCUUGUGAUGUUCCGCCGCAUUGUCGCCGAGGACCUCGCGGAGAUAUCGGUCCGCCAUGACGCCCAGUACGCGGUCGUCUCCCUCACGGAGACGCUUAAGCUCGAGAGGGAGCGGUCAACGGUCCAGAAGCUCGACCUCGAGGAGAGGAUCGAGAAUCGCGACGCAACCAUCGCGUCGCUCGCGGCCGAGAUAACCCGCCUCACCGAGGCUCUCCGCGUUUCAGAAGCUCGAAGGAUGCCGGAGGCGCCGCCAGCUGCGAACGACCAGUCGCCGAACGGCGGUGGCUCCGCGGAGCCGGAAAGCAGGGGUGAAGGAGCCAACAAACCCAAUAAACCCCCACAGACGGUCGAGGAGGCUAGCUACGAGCUGAACGUAGUGCAGCCUUGGCGGACUGCAAUGACCGUCAAGGACGCGUGGCGCCUCUGGACCUCGUGCACCAGCGCCGACACCCGUCGUCUGUGCGACAAGUUCAGGGAGCCGGGAUUCGUCGACCGCCACACCCUCCUCGACGGAGCCUCGCAGGGAGCACACGGGAAGAGGGUGCGCUGCAUGAUGAAGGUCAUCGAUGCGGUGCGCCAACUUCGCAGGAGUGACGGCAAAGCCGACACGGAAGCCACCGUCGACACGCUUAAUAAGAUAGCGGCGCCUGGCAUUGGGACCUUCGCGGAUGCCCUCACGGUGCUCAACGCGGACGCCGUAGCGACCUAUGCCGGGCAGGGUAAGGGCGUCAAAGGGCUCGGCAAGACGGAAGUCUCCAAGCUUCGUGUCACCUGUGCGUUCGUGGCGCGCGGGUUCAAGCCUGAAUUGUGGGUCGCUGACCUGUUCCCGGACACCUGA
Messenger RNA from Closterium sp. NIES-65, 2631 nucleotides. The record is from the annotation of a GenBank genome assembly. NCBI's taxonomy places the organism in Eukaryota, Viridiplantae, Streptophyta, Zygnematophyceae, Desmidiales, Closteriaceae.